Molecule: messenger RNA, 1158 nt
Organism: Salarias fasciatus (jewelled blenny)
Lineage: Eukaryota; Metazoa; Chordata; Actinopteri; Blenniiformes; Blenniidae
Product: E3 ubiquitin/ISG15 ligase TRIM25-like
Exons: 5
Coding region: 25-1158 (377 amino acids)
Source: RefSeq, a predicted model, not a curated record
GGGCCUGGACAGACCGGAGGUGACAUGGCCUCAGCUCAGCCGGAGCAGUCCAGGGUCCUGCAGGACGAGCUUACCUGCACCGUGUGCCUGGACCUGUACCGGGACCCACACUUGCUCCCGUGUGGACACAGUUUUUGUAAAACCUGCCUUGAUCGCCUGAAGCGGCAAGCGAACCGAGGCCGUUUACACUGUCCCGAGUGCCGCGACAGCCACCGGUGCGACACCGCCUUCCAGAAGAACUUCAAACUCGCCAACAUCGCGGACGACUAUCGUGUCAACACCACUGCUUUAAGCUCUCGGGAGCUGCUGUCGUCUUCUCUGAGUGCCGCCGGUGUGUCAGCUGUUCCAUGUGACUACUGCCUUGCAGUGGCCACCGAGACGCCGGGCGUCAGCACCGCCGAGGAAGGAGCCUCUGCUGCUUCUGACUCCCAGGAAGCUUCUGCCGCUGCCUCUGUCGCACCAAUGCUCGCUGUCAGGUCGUGCCUGAAGUGUGAGGUGUCCAUGUGCCAGGAGCAUGUGAUGCCACAUCUGGAGCUGCCGGCGUUUCGCCAACAUCCCCUCAUCGAACCACUGAAUGACUUCUGGAAAAGGAGGUGCCCCACGCAUGAUGAGAUCUUCAGGUACUACCGCAUGGAUGACAGGAAGUGUUUGUGCAAAGCUUGCAUCACUGAGGGACGACAGGUUGGACACACAGUCAAGGCCCCGUACAGUGCAACUAAAGACCUGCAGAAGUUUAAGAACUACUGUGAGCAGCGUUUCAUCAAACUUGGAGAAGAGAUAAAGGCCAAGAUGGUCCUCUUCAUAUCCAGACUGCAAGAAGCACUGCGGUUCUUUGAGGCCGAGUCAGGCCUGGUGAUCCAGAAGAACAUCUCCAGGAUCUCUGAGGACCUGACGCGCCUCCGGGAGGCCCGCUGCAGUCUGGAGGCCCUCAUGCAGGAAAACGAUCCGUUCCGCUUCAUCGAGGCAUACCAGACGACGGGGAUACAGUGCUGCACAGAGCUGACAAAACCCGUGUUCGACCCAGAAAAUGUUAACAUGCAGAGGAUCUUUUUAAGAUUGUCUAUGGACUGGUACGUCAAGACGUUUUUGGAGGUGGAGCUGGCCCAUCACUUCAAAGCUGCCAUCAUUUCCCUGUGUAAGAACCUCCGAGUCAUUUAG